AUGAGCAAAAAAUAUGAAUCAGCAAACAUCUCAGAGGUGGAGGACCACAUUUCUCUCAAAUAUGAAAUCAAGAAGAGACUUGGCAAAGGGGCUUACGGCAUUGUGUGGAAAGCCACUGACCGGCAGACGGGGGAGACCGUGGCCGUGAAAAAGAUCUUUGAUGCUUUUCGAAACAGGACCGACGCUCAGAGAACAUUCAGAGAGGUCAUGUUCCUUCAGGAGUUUGGAGAUCACCCGAACAUCGUCAAGCUCCUGGAUGUUAUCCGGGCACAGAACGAUAAAGACAUCUACCUGGUGUUUGAGUAUAUGGGUGAGUGUCGGCAGCCUAUCUGCGGUGGGCCUGACCCCUUUGGCUCGGCCCUGAAAAGCUGCUUACGCAAGUGCUGUGUGAAAGAGCUUUUGCUCUCCUUGGCUGGAUGGCUGCGUAAUACUGCUGAGCACAGGGGCCACCACAUCCACAAACGCUAUGUGAUGUACCAGCUCCUCAAAGCAAACAAAUACCUACAUUCAGGAAAUGUUAUCCACAGGGACCAAAAGCCGUCCAACGUGCUCCUGGACACCGACUGCGUCGUCAAGCUGUGCGACUUUGGUUUGGCCAGGUCCAUCAACCAGAUCCAAGAAGACAGUGGGAAUCCAGCACUAACGGAGUACGUGGCCACGAGGUGGUACCGGGCCCCCGAGAUCCUGCUGGGAUCCUCCAGGUACACUAAAGGUGUGGACAUGUGGAGUCUUGGUUGCAUUCUGGGAGAAAUGCUGUUGGGAAAAGCCCUGUUUCCUGGAACAUCUACCAUCAACCAGAUAGAGAAGAUAAUGAGUGCCAUCCCUCAUCCCAGCCCAGAAGACAUCCUCGCCAUCAGACCACAGGUGCCUUUGGAGGAUCUCCUCCAACCAUCCGUCCCUCGUGAUGCUCUCGACCUGCUCAGUCGUUUGUUAGUUUUCAACCCAGACAAGCGGCUGACAGCAGAACAAGCCCUCCAACACCCCUAUGAGCCGGCGCUCCGCCACGACGUGGUUCUGCCGGUGGACGAUGACGUGCAGCUUUCUGUGAUCCAGUACCGCAACAAGCUGUACGAGAUGAUACUAGAGAAAAGAACUAAUGAGGGGAUUCUGACACUGCCAAAGGAUGGAGGUUUUGCGAGCGGCUGCGAGAAGCUCACCGUCAGACAUGAUAAAGGAGAGAAGGGCCCAGUGGCAGCAGGCUGCCAUGGAGACAGCACCCAUGAGGGGAAACCUCAGCCCCAGCCGGCCACCGAGUCAAACCAGGAGCCUUCUCAUCCAGCGGGCACCAAACCUCGGGCUUUAAAUGCCUCCACCUCCUCUUCUGAGGAGCAGGCAAGCCCAGGAGCUGAUGGUUUUGUUCGGGCUCCGACUGGUUUUCCUCAGUACUGCCCCUCUUACUCAGCCAGCAGGAAGCAGGUGGGACCGGUCAAUAAUGGAGGAGCCACCACACCACCAGCAGAGGGCGCCGCCACAAACCUGUCUACAGACCAAACCCAACCGCGUGGACGCUCAGCCCCUGUGCCCCAUAACAGGUCCUUCUCUUUGACCCUAAACCAAAUCCAGAAUAACCCACUAGUCCGCAAGGAAGAGGCUCCUCUGUCCGCUGGGCUGCAUGUUACAUCAGCCCGCCUGAACCAGCGAUCCAGUCCUCAGGUCCGGGAGGCCCGGCCCCCCCCACGGUUCAGCAAGAAGGUGUUUCAGAAUAACUGUAACGUGGCUGCGGCCGGUGACCCACGAGCCAAACUGGGAAGCUAUUCCCAGGCCUACGGGACCAUCAACAAGACAGAGCUGGACAAUCUGCUUCAAAACCGCCCGUACAACCAUUAG
Molecule: messenger RNA, 1827 nt
Organism: Menidia menidia (Atlantic silverside)
Lineage: Eukaryota; Metazoa; Chordata; Actinopteri; Atheriniformes; Atherinopsidae
Source: the annotation of a GenBank genome assembly